Molecule: messenger RNA, 1776 nt
Organism: Trichobilharzia regenti
Lineage: Eukaryota; Metazoa; Platyhelminthes; Trematoda; Strigeidida; Schistosomatidae
Source: the annotation of a GenBank genome assembly
GGAUAUUGGAUAUUGGAAACAGGACUAGCUGCAAAGUUGCGCUCAAUUUGAUUGUGCUGUCAAUUUCUGUGCAAUGACUCCUAUCGUUUUAGCGUGCCUUCUUACCUUCAGUAGUUGUUGGAUAUCUGUUGUCAAAGGAGGAAAACCAGGAGAUGCGGACAAGAUCUUAUAUUUGCCAGGACUUGAUCUACCACAAAAUUUCACACAAUAUUCAGGAUACCUUAAUGGUGUUACUGACAAAAUCCAAAUUCACUAUUGGCUUGUUGAAGCUGAGACGAAACCAGAGUCUGCACCUUUGAUAUUAUGGUUGAACGGUGGCCCUGGGUGUUCAUCAUUGGAAGGCCUACUUUCUGAAAACGGUCCAUAUCUACUUACAAACGAACCUAAUUUUCUAAAUAAUAAUCCAUAUUCUUGGAAUAAACUCGGUAAUGUGCUUUACUUGGAGUCUCCAGCCGGUGUAGGAUUCUCUUAUUCUCUUGAUGGGAAUGUUACCACCGAUGAUGAUCAGACGGCGUUAAAUAAUCAUCAUGCCCUACUUCAUUUCUUAGACAAGUUUCCAGAAUAUGAAGGUCGUAAACUGUAUGUCACUGGUGAGAGUUAUGGUGGUGUUUAUGUGCCUACAUUGGCAUUACUACUUAAAGAUUCACCGAGAUUUAAACUUGCGGGAAUUGCAGUCGGUAAUGGAUUGACAAGUUACAAAUUGAAUGAUAACUCCCUUUUGUACUUUAUCAAAUAUCAUGGUCUUAUCGGUGAAAGUUCAUGGAAAGAUCUACUUGCUAAAUGUUGUGCUGAUCAAUGCUCAACUUCGUGUUCAUUCACGGAUAACAAAUCUGAAGAAUGUCAACUUCUUAUCAGUAUAUUGACCGAUGAGCCCUUAAGGGGUAUAAAUCGAUAUAAUUUAUACUCUGAAUGUGCCGGUGGUGUGAAUACUCUCUUGCACCAACGUACGCCAAUGUCGAUUGCUGCAAUAGCCUCAACUCUACAAUCUUCAAAAGCGUAUAUUCAUCAUGAUUUUGGUAAUAUGUUCCGUGAUAAUAUCUAUGUGAAAUAUCGUCGUUAUGUAAAUUCUGUACUACGGCAUAAUCUAACUACACGUUUAACAAUACCGUGUGUUGAUGAUACACUGAUACGUAAUUAUUUAAAUUCACCUGUUGUUCGUCGACUUAUCAAUGUAAAACCAGAUGUACCAAAGGAAUGGGAUAUAUGCAGUGACGAAGUCAAUGUUAAGUACAUUCGUACUUAUGAAGAUUUAUCUAAACAGUAUAUGAAACUACUUCAAUCCAAUAUCUCCACACUGAUAUACAAUGGGGAUAUUGAUAUGGCUUGUAAUUAUUUCGGGGAUGAAAUGUUUGUGGAUAAUUUGAAAUUAAAGCCGACUUUAUCACGUCGAUUUUGGUUAUACACGGAGAGUGAUGGUACGAAACAGGUUGGUGGAUUUUGGAAAAUGUUUGAAGGUCAUGGCUCAGUUCUAGUGUAUGCAACAGUUCGUGGAGCAGGACAUAUGGUGCCUGGAGAUAAACCUGCUGCUGCUUUUCAUCUGAUCAAUAAAUUUAUUCAUGGUGAAAAUCUGUGACACUGGGGAUGUUGAUCAAUAAAAGAACGAAUACUGAAAACCAGAACUUGAUUUCAUUAUUAUUACCCGUACUUUCUUUCUUUUUUUAUAUUUGAUCUCUGUGUUUUCUGUAAUCAAUGUUGCAUGAUGCAUUUCACAUUAUGAAAAGAAAUUAGUAGUCUGUUAGUGAACUUUUUGAAAAUAUACAUAUAUAGAUACCUAUG